AUACAAACCUGAUGCUAUGUUUACACUUAAAGGAUAAAAGUUUAUUUGUAUGUAUAUGCAUGUGUGUGCACAUGCGUUUAUGUGUGAUUGCUCUUAUCGCUUAUGUGUUUUAGCUAAAUGAGAAAUAAUCCUGCAUCGCUGGCGACCACAGAAAAAACUGUACUUUGGUUCUUCGUACCAGUCAUGUUGCGUAGGCGAUAAUCAGAUAUAGCACCGGACACCUUGUGACCUUGAAGACCAUCCGAAAUAGUUCACAAAUACAAAUCAGUUUCUACUUCUCUGCUUUCCUUGUUGAUCUCGAAACACCUCUUCCUAUAUAUAUACUACUAAAAAAAAAAUACAGCGAAAAAACUAUUAAGGAAGUCGAAAUUACAAACGUAAACUGGCAAUAAUUACAUGAUACAGUUGCCAAUUCGCCAGUUUAGCACUGCAUACACGGGCACCCAUCAGCACAGUUACUGAGGAGAGCUGUUGCAAGCACACGUUCCUAAAGGAAUUGUGAAGAUGAACAUUUUGGUGAAUGACUCCCUGGAAACACUCUGGUCAAAUGAAUGGAUAAGAAGAAGCAUUGUAAUAUGCAUUGGAUUCGGAGUCAUUAUUUGUGUUAGAAAAUUCUUUCAAAACAGAAAAAAGGCUAAGUUAAGAGCUGAGUGGAAUGCUGCAGGCAAGGAUGUUGUAGUUCUUCAUCAAUUUUGGCGUGGCAAAUAUUGCCCAAAUUUCAGUCCAUAUGCUUUGAAAGUGGAAUGUUUUAUGCGUUUGGCCGGAAUCAAGUAUAUUACUGACGCCCAAGAACCUUUUGGAGCAAGAGGUUUGUGCCCUUGGAUCACUGUUAAUGGAGAAGACAUUGAGGAUUCCCAGCAUAUAGUUGAACGUUUGACGGAGCAGUUUAAUGUCAAACUUGAUGACCACAUCACACCAGAGAGGAAGGCAACUCUUGAAGCUAUAAGAAUCAUGUUGGAAGAACAGAUGUUCUGGAUUUUGUUCAUGUAUAGGUUUUACCAUACAAAAUGCAAGGUAUUUAAGAACACUCAAGUAUUCCCAACCUGGUUUCUGCAUUACUAUUUCCCAAUAUUCGUCUACUACCACUCACAAAAGCGAGGAAGAGCACAAGGUAUUGCAAGACAUACAUUCGCGGAACAGGUCAAGAUGACCGAGAAAAUUAUGGAAAUCCUUAAUACACUUCUUGGUGAUGGCCAAUAUUUUGGUGGUGACAAGCCCUGUUCAACUGACUGCAUUAUUUUUGGAUUUUUGGCUCAGGGCAUGUGGAAUGAGACAGACUCGCCCUUUGAGACACUUAUCAAAGUUACAUAUCCAAAGCUAGCCGCUUACUGCAUCAGGAUGAAGGAGCGCAUAUAUCCUGACUGGAAGAAGCUGUUAAAUCCACCUCAAGAAUAAAGGUUUAGAAAAUGUUGAAUAGAUAUGAAAUUGUAGACUGUACAGGUCAAAUGCUUCAUUUCUAAGAUUGUUCAUUGUCAUUGUGAUUUGGGGACUCAAUAAAUAAUAGUAUGUC
Penaeus chinensis is the source of this 1510-nucleotide messenger RNA. Its product is annotated as failed axon connections-like. Bases 505 to 1395 code for a protein of 296 amino acids. The transcript is spliced from 7 exons. The record is from RefSeq and is a predicted model, not a curated record. Gene Ontology annotation, cellular component: cytoplasm. Lineage: Eukaryota; Metazoa; Arthropoda; Malacostraca; Decapoda; Penaeidae.